Molecule: messenger RNA, 990 nt
Organism: Scaptodrosophila lebanonensis
Lineage: Eukaryota; Metazoa; Arthropoda; Insecta; Diptera; Drosophilidae
Product: protein late bloomer
Exons: 4
Coding region: 16-540 (174 amino acids)
Cellular component (GO): membrane
Source: RefSeq, a predicted model, not a curated record
UUUGUGCGCUACGAAAUGCUAAUAUUAAUCAUUUCCAGCAUGUCCAUAGCGGGUCUGAUCGUUGCUGUUGUACUUGCUUCCAGAAGAGAUGAGCGUAGUCUCCGAAUUUUCCUUGUGUUGUUAUUUGUGCUUACUUGGUUCCAAGGCCUGUCCCUAUUGAUGCUCACACAACGUUUUCCCAUUGCUUUGGAGGUUCACGAAAGAUGGGCUUCAAAUCGCAGCUUAGACAGUAUUGAAAAGCAGUUUAGAUGCUGUGGCAAGUUUGGACCUGAUGAUUAUUUGCUAGUCAGGGGCUAUAUACCCGAAAGUUGUUUUGAUGGAGGCAUCGAGGAUGAGGAGCAUCUGUACAGAGCUGGCUGUCUGACCAAGGCGAAUGUAAAAACUACUAUUCUACGUAGAGAAAUGAUUACGUUUGGAGUGCAGGCUUCGUUGCUGGUUGUGCUCACCCUGUAUUAUUUGUAUGUGAGGCAUUUGUCUCACCGCUUAACAAGCGCUGUGCAAGAAACAGCAUCGUUCUUCCUACAACGAGAUCCCGAAUAGACAGCUGAGGCGCCAAAUUGCAUUUGUAUGCAGAACAAAUUGGAUGGCAUGCUUUGAAUUUUUACAUCUCUUACCCAUCUGCACAAUCAAUAAGGAUAAACACUCGAGUGUCCGUUGCGGCAUGCAUAUGCAUAUGCAUGAGCCAAUAAAGAAAUCAACAAAGCAUGCCAAGCGACUCAGAAACUAUUGCAAAUACCAUCGCCAGUGUCAGCGUCAGCGUCGGCGUCGGCGUUGGCGUCAGAAUCACAGCCAUGGAAGAUUUGGCAGGGCUUACGCUUUGGCUACAGAAAGUGCGGACAUCGAGCAAUAUGUAAAUGCAGUUAAGCGCAAAUGUUCAAGGACCAAGGGCAGCAAAGGAUUCGGACAUAGCGUUGCUGCCUUUUAUAUUUUUCUUAUGGCUGUCCACAUAAAUUUUAUUGUUGUCAACAUUAAAUUUUGUACUGAAAACAA